Molecule: messenger RNA, 2455 nt
Organism: Tympanuchus pallidicinctus (lesser prairie-chicken)
Lineage: Eukaryota; Metazoa; Chordata; Aves; Galliformes; Phasianidae
Gene: LARP6
Product: La ribonucleoprotein 6, translational regulator
Exons: 3
Coding region: 54-1517 (487 amino acids)
Biological process (GO): RNA processing
Cellular component (GO): nucleus
Molecular function (GO): mRNA binding
Source: RefSeq, a predicted model, not a curated record
CGCGGGCCGGACCGUGCCCGAGGGGAGCGCCAACGCGGGACGGGCGGAGCGCCAUGGCGCAGCGGCAGCCCGGGGAGGAGGAGCACGGGGCCGCCGGCACGGAGCUCGCGGCGAGCGGCGGCCCGGUGCAGAUCUGCGUGGCCGCGGAGGAGGAGGACGAGGAGGAGGAAGGCGCGCAGUGCCCGGCGGCGCGGGGAGGCGGCAGCUGCAGCGAGGAGGACUCGGGGCGGUGCGGGCGCUCCAGUGGUGGGGAAAAUGAUGAUGACUCAGACCAGAACUGGAAACCACCAGAAAAUGACCUGAUCCAGAAGUUGAUAGCACAAAUUGAAUAUUAUUUCUCAGAUGAGAACCUUGAGAAAGAUGCCUUCCUUCUGAAGCAUGUGAGAAGAAAUAAGAUGGGCUACGUCAGUGUUAAACUCCUCACUUCUUUUAAGAAAGUGAAACACCUUACCCGUGACUGGAGAACCACAGCCCAUGCACUGAAGUACUCAGACAUGCUUGAGCUCAACGAUGAUAACAGAAAGGUUAGAAGAAAUACACCAGUUCCAGUGUUUCCAAGUGAAAACCUCCCUACCAGGAUGUUACUCGUGUAUGAUAUCCACAUGAUUUCUGAACUGCAGGGUCUUAAUAAACAAGAAAAUGGAUGUAUACAAGAAAAAGUAAUGGAGUAUCUCCUCAAAGCUUUUGUAACUUUUGGUGUAAUUUCAUCAGUUCGUAUUCUCAAGCCUGGUAGGGAUCUGCCACCUGAUAUCAGGAGGUUCAGCAGUCGGUAUACACAAAUGGGAACACAAGAAUGUGCAAUUAUAGAGUUUGAAGAAGUAGAUGCUGCUGUACAGGCUCAUGAAUUCAUGUGUGCUGAAAAGAAAGAGAUGGGCAUGAAAGUUGUCCUAAUUGGCAUGAAACCUCCAAAGAAAAAGGUUCCUAAAGACAAGAACCGUGAUGAAGAUAGCAAGAGUCUUAAAAAGGUUAGAUCCCUUAAUAAGAGAGUCGAGGAACUUCAGUUUACUGGUGAUGAAUCAUCAGCAAAUAGCUCUUCUGAGCCAGAGAGUAAUCCUACAUCACCUCUGUCAGGACGCAGAAGUACUGCAACAAGUACUACAAAUAAGUUGAGUCCCAUCAUUCACCCAAACAACCAUCUGAGCCCUAACGUAUCACCCAGGUCAAGUCCUUGGAACAGUCCGUCCUCUCUAAGAAAAGUGACCAAAAAGUCUCCACUGGCUGAAGAUGGCAAACUUAACCCAAGUACUAGUCCUGAAAUUCCAAGAAAAUGUACAGAUUAUUCUUCAGAUAGCAGUAUUACACCUUCUGGUAGUCCCUGGGUACAGAGAAGAAAAGCUCAAACUAUAACACAAGAGAAGAGUCCGGUCAGCAGCCCCAUGUUAGUUCGGAAAAUACAAAAUGCAGAUGGUCUACCUGUAGGGGUGCUGCGGCUGCCUAGAGGUCCUGAUGGCACUAAAGGAUUCCACAGCGGCUGUGAAAGAAGGAAAGCUAUGAAGAAUGAAUAUCUCCAGCUUUAAAAAAUAACUUCACAAGUCAGUCAAGUUCUUUUGUUCAAGCCUGGUGAAAGACUGUCACUUAAGUGACUGAGUUGAGUCAGUAUUUAAUUUUUAAACAUUUUAUAUUCAUAUGGCGACUUUACCAUUUGUAUGUUUGUAUUUUCACUUCGUCGAAUCACAGAAUAGUUAAGAUUGGAAGGCACUGCUGGAGAUGGUCCAGCGCACCUCUUCUGUUCAAACAGGGUCAGCUGCACCAGGUCACUGAGCACCGUGGUUGGGUUCUGAGCAUCUGCAAGCUCUCUGGGUAACCCAUUCCAGUGUUCAAACACCCAGACAAUGAAAUAGAAAUUGUUUCCUUAUGUUCAUAAAGAAUUUCCUGCGUUCAGUUUGUGCCCCUUUUCUUUUUACUAGAUAAUACUGGGGAGAGCCUGGCUACAUCUUCAUUCCUUCCCCUUGGAUGCUUAAAUGCAUUGAUGAGAUCUGCUUGAGCCUUUUCCAGUCUAAACAGCUUCAUCUCUUUCAUCCUCUCAUGUGAGAGAUGCUCCAGUACUUUAACCAUUUACGCACUUGCCUUCUGCAGUACUCUUCUCUGCAUUGGUUCUGCGUUCAUUUGAAAUGCCUGAAUACUGAAGCAGGCAAGUAAGAUCAUUAACACAACUACGUUAUUUGCAAACCUGAAAAGCAGUGUCAAUGUUUACUGUUUAGCAGUUGUAUUACAAUAAGCUUGGUAUGAAUUCCUCCUAAAUCCUAGCAAACAUAAGUUUUGAAGACUUUCUGGGUUUGUCUCUAACUCUGAGAAAUGUGCUACAGUCAGCAGUUGCUCUCUGCACGUCUCCCAAGUCACUUGUUUAAUAGGACCAAAGUGCUUGUUUUCUUGUGAUGUGAAGACUGAGCAUUGAAGACUGUUUUAUAAGUUUUAUCUCAUGUAAUCAGAUGGAAAUAAACUAAAUAUUAACUCA